This is a messenger RNA of Cinclus cinclus, 3472 nucleotides long. RefSeq names its product exocyst complex component 3 like 1 (gene EXOC3L1). The transcript has 13 exons. The record is from RefSeq and is a predicted model, not a curated record. NCBI's taxonomy places the organism in Eukaryota, Metazoa, Chordata, Aves, Passeriformes, Cinclidae. Gene Ontology annotation, biological process: exocyst localization; exocytosis. Bases 137 to 2398 code for a protein of 753 amino acids. Gene Ontology annotation, molecular function: SNARE binding. Gene Ontology annotation, cellular component: exocyst.
CGUUCCUGACGUCCUGAGCGCGGCUGCGGGAACACAAUGAGGCUCUGAGGAGCGCGGCUGUUCCGGCUGAGGAAACGGCAGCCGGCUUCCUCCGCAGCCCUGCCCUGGCCCCGCAGCUCCGCACAGCCUGGACACCAUGGGCAUGUCUGCGGAGGACGAGCGCGCCGCCAGCCCCAGAGACGAGGAGUGGCCGGAAGCAGAGAAGGCUGAGAAACUGGCGAGAGGAGCCGCUCUGAAAUGGGCUUCAGGGGUGUUUUACCGCCCCGAGAAACUGGAGGGGCUCGGGCAUUACCGGAGACGAGAAACGCAGAGGAACAACUCCAUCCAGUCCCGGCUGAAGUCAACUGUCCAGUCCUACCUGGAGGGGGUAAGUGCAGGGCUGGAGCAGCUGCGGUCGGCGGCCCAGGACGUGCAGAGCGUGUGCCAGGACCUGGGGGCUGCACGGUGGGCCCUGCUCGACAGCGCAGACCACUUCCAGGGCCUCCAGCAGAUGAGGGAGCUGAUGGAGGAGCAUGUGCAGCUGGCCUCGGUGGUCCAGGUGCUGCCCCAGAUCUUCUCGGUCCACGAGGUUUUCUCCCAUAUUCUGCAGCUGCUCCAUGGGCAGCAUCUCUUGGAGGCCCACGUGGAGCUCAUGAUGGUGGAGCAACUCCGGGAUGACAUCCUCUCCCAGCUGCACCUCCGUGGGCUCUCCAGUGCCCAGGCAACGGUGCUGUCCUACUUCAGUGGCCUGCAGGACCUCAACGAGAGCCUGGCCAAGCAGCUGUGGGACAUUGUGGGCAGCAGCCUGCGGCUGGUGCGUGAGGACCCCGUUCUCUUUGUCACUGCUGUAAGGAUCAUCGAGCGGGAGGAGAAAAUAGAUGACACUCUGCUCUUAGAGGCCACCUUCCUGCCCCCUGGCCGCCCAAAGGGCUGGAGGCAGAAGUUCUAUCAGGUCCUCCAGGACACCAUCACAGGAGCCCGUUUCCAUGCUCCCCGCAUGGAUGCUGAGGGGCCAGGGCUGGCCAAGCACCUGGCAGCACUGCAGAUGGACAUCGUGUCUGAGCUGCGUGUGGUGAAGGACCUGAUGGUUCAGUGUGUCCCAGCUCACUACAACAUCCUCAGUGUCUGCACUGCCACCUACCACCAGGCCCUCACCAGCCACAUCCAGGAGAUCCUGCGGGAGGACCUGGACAAACAGGGACUCUUCCUCCUUCUUGAGUGGGCGCUCCGUGUGUACCACAGCCCAGAGAUGAUGGGUCAUCCUGACCUCCUCCCAGAAGUGGAUGUUUCUGCUCUGGAUCCCUUGAUGUCCUCUGAUCUUGUGGAUCAGACAGAGAGGAGAUAUGUGAUGAAAGUCAAGGCUAGCGUGUUCGAGUGGAUGCAGAGGACCCUGGACGUGGAGUUCAAGGAAUGGUUCAAGGAAGAGGAACCUGAGACAGACCAUCAGGGCUUCUUCCAGUCAGCCUUGCCUGCCAUUGUCAUGCAGAUGCUGAAUGAGAACAUCCAGGUGGCUUCCUUGAUCACUGACUCUCUGCAACAGAAGAUCUACAACAUGGCCUUGGAGGAGCUUGAGGCAUUCCUGGGCCGCCUGCGGGAAGCCCUGGUGCAGUGUGGGAAGGAGCACCAGCAGGACCGGGCCGUUCCCAAGUACUACAUCUCCCACCUACUGGCCGUGCUCAACAACAACCUGGCUCUCAGCAAUUCUGUCUCCUCCCUGCACCCUGACACUGCCUGCAGAGAAGUCCCUGCAUCCCUCCAGGCUGCUCUUGACAGGAUGCAGAAAAAAGCCACCCAGCUGCUUCUGGAGGAACUGCUCCUAGACCUGCAGCCCCUCUGCCUGCAGCUGCCUUCCCGCAAGUGGCUCUCCGGGUCCCAGCUGGUCGGCAGCAUGUGUGAAGUGAUUGACAAGUAUGCAAAGGAGUUCUCCCGCGUCAGGAAACCCGUGUUCACGCUCCUGCUGGCAGAGAGUGAGCUCCUGGUGGCGAACCAGUACCUGCGGGCACUCCUGCAGAGGAAGAUGGUGUGCAAGAGCCGGGAGGAGCGGGGCCAGCUGUGCCACCGCCUGCUGCAGGACGCCACGCAGCUCCGGGAGCUCUUCUGUAGCCUGGGCCUGGACCAGAGCCAGCAGAGCCUGGAGGCUGUUUUUGCCUUGAGGGAGCUGAUCUGCCUCAAAGACCCAGCACUACUCAGCCUGGAGGUGCUGGGCUUCAUCACCAAGUACCCCGAUGUCAGCGAUGAGCACAUCUCCACCUUGCUGGAUAUCCGCGGGGACGUCUCCAAGGAAGUGCGGCACGUGGUUCUGGAAAUGAUGGCUCAGCACCCCCAGGUCCUGCCCGAGGGCUACCGGCCCAUCUUCAGCACCAUCCUGGUCCCUGUGCAGGAGCUGCCCUUCUGCCUUCGCAAGGGCAAGUGUGCCUGACCCUGCCUGGCACUGGUGCCCCGCUGGUCCCAGGCAGGGGCCAUGGGGGGCAGCUCUGCGGCUGUGUGUGGUGAAAACGGAGGUGACAUGUGGCAUCCCCUACACACAGCACCUUGUCCUGUGUUUGGGACAGUCUGGAUAAAGGCCAUGCUCCUUUGGUCUUGCCCCCUGAGAAGACUAUCCCCUGCAAGAACCAGUCCUGGGAUACCUGGACUUAGGGAAAUUCAACCUGUAGCUAUUUUGUUGGCCUGCUGGGACAAUGACUGAGGGCUGCUCAGGCUCAGCCCCAUUGCCUGCAGGAGAAAGAAGAGUUGCAGAAUGGACCGGAAUCUGCAGCUGGGGCAAAUUCACAUUUCCACGGGGCUUCAGGGAUGUUUGGUUUUCCCCAGUUCUCCAGACAGUCCCCUGAGCCAGUGUGUCCCAGCCAUGGAGACUGUUACCAUUCCAACUCUGAGGCAGACUGGAGCCUUGCUGGGACCAGGCUGGCAGGAGGGUUUCAGCCAUGGGAAGUUCCUCUGGGCUCAGCCCUGGUUUUGGGUGUUGCUGCUCCACCAGGCUGGGCCCUUCAUGGCCAGUGGGGAGCAGUUGAGCCAGCUCAUCAUGGCUCAUGGAUGCUGAGGAGAAGAGCACAAGGUGGUCUCCACACCCUGGACAGUGCCAUUAGCCCUACCCCUGCUGGCACAAAGGGACAGCUCUGAGUUCCUGUUGACCUGCCAAACUCCUGGCUCUGGCUCAUUUGCCAGCAUCUGAGGCAGGACUGGAGUUGGAGACUCUCAAGCUGCAUGGAGAGCAUGGUUGUGAUUGGUGUGUUGUCCUGCUCCAAGGUUCCUCCAUGAUGGGCAUUACCACCCUGAGUACUGGUUCUCCCUCCAUCCUCUACUGCUGCCCAGCCCUUGGCAUCUCCUCCCAGGUGCCAUAUGAAGAUCAGGAGCAGUCUGUGUCUCUGCCUACACCCUUGUGCCCAGCCCCUGCAGUGCCCUGGGAGACCUCCAUGCUCUGCCAUGCUUCUCACCCUGGGACUGGCCACAUCCCACUGUCCUUGCAUGGGACCACUGCUGGAAAUAAAGGCCUAAG